Talaromyces rugulosus is the source of this 2205-nucleotide messenger RNA. RefSeq lists its product as uncharacterized. The transcript has 8 exons. The coding region runs from base 1 to 2205 and encodes 734 amino acids. Gene Ontology annotation, molecular function: FMN binding; oxidoreductase activity. The record is from RefSeq and is a predicted model, not a curated record. Lineage: Eukaryota; Fungi; Ascomycota; Eurotiomycetes; Eurotiales; Trichocomaceae.
AUGCCCCAAGGAAUUAACAAUCCAUUUAGUACCUCUUUGCAAAGCGACUGCAAAAAGGCCAUCAAAAUCCUAGAAUCGUUUAUUAAUGUAGAUAACCCAAGCAGCACAGCCAAGGCAAUUCUUCGAGAUGCGCAGGGACUUAUCAUUUUCACCGCAUUCAAAGCAGGAUUCAUGGGCUCGGCGCGAUUUGGAUCCGGCAUUAUUGUCGCACGGCUUGAUGAUGGAAGCUGGUCUCCACCAUCGUCUAUCAACAUCGGCGGCGUAGGGUUUGGCGGCCAGCUUGGCUUUGAAUUCACAAACUUCGUUUUUGCUGUGCCAGACAAAUCUUCCGUACGCACCUUUUGCCAAAUCGGAAGUCUGACCUUGGGGACCAAUGCAUCCCUGGCUCUAGGAAUUACAGGUCGAAGCGGCGAGGCCGGAUUAGGUGCAAAUUGGCGUGGAGUAGGGUCGAUGCUCACGUUGUCCAAGACAAACGGCCUAUUCGGAGGCAUCAGUGUCGAGGCGGGAACUUUUAUCGAAGGCCGAGGGUCGAAUAAGAAGUUUUACAAAUACAAAGUCACCGCUGCUCAGAUCCUGAGCGGAGAGGUAGAACCGCCGCUGGAGGCAGAUGCACUGUUGCGGACUUUGGCCUCGAUUGAGUUUCGGUCGACUCGCCAGCAAACUGGUCCGCAGCAAUCAAUUCAACAACCGCAUCCUGGCAUGGUAGAGAUGUCCGCCGGGUCUGAGAGCCAACAGCCUUUAGAGUUACCUAGCCUAGAAGGUCCGCGACAACUACCGAGUGAAUUGCAUGGGCAAUAUAACCCUCACGCCCAAGCAGCUGAGCUACCCUCUCUACCGAUUGUUUCACACCGACAUAAUGACCCUCUAGCCAAAGCUGUCAAGCUGCCCCAUUCACCAGCCAACUCACAAGGAUUGCUUUUUGGUUCGGGGCAACUAUUUUGGCUACAACAUAUUAUUUUAUUCGCAAUGGAUUCUCCAAUUUCACAACCACUGACAUUAAAAUGCGGCCUGGAAUUGAAGAAUCGCCUCGUGAAGGCCGCCAUGGCCGAACUAAUGGCCGAUAAAAAUGGACUGCCGGCAGAAGCAAGCGACAAAAUAUACGCGGCAUGGGGACGGGGAGAAUGGGGAAUGGUAUUGACAGGAAAUGUUCAAGUUGACGCGGCACAUCUUGGGACCGCCCAGGAUAACACAGUCAACCCAAAGAUAGAGGAAGAGUUACUCAGCCGAUGGAAAUCCUGGGCUUCUGUAUGCACACAAAAUGGGACACCCACUGUCAUGCAGAUCAACCAUCCUGGACGCCAGUCGCCCAUUGGAGCCGGAUCACGAAGCAUCUUCUCCAAAACCAUUGCCCCGAGCCCCGUUCCUAUGGAUUUGGGCAACGGACUUAUAGCUAGGGCCGCCAGUGCCAUGGUCUUUGGUUGCCCUCGACAGAUGACACAGACUGAUAUCGACAACGUCAUCCAACAGUUUGCGCAUACGAGUCGUCUGGCCGCCAAGGCUGGGUUCCAGGGCGUCGAGAUACAUGCGGCGCAUGGUUAUCUUCUCGCGCAGUUUUUGUCAGCUCACACAAACCGUCGAACGGAUUCAUACGGAAACUCAGCGGCAGGACGGGCAAAGAUCGUCGUGGAGGUUAUCAAGGCCAUUCGAGGAUCAGUGUCCGACAAAGGGUUUUGUAUCGGAAUCAAGUUGAACUCGGUGGAUCACCAGUCAGCCAAAGAGCUUAAAGAGUGCGUCGAGCAGCUCAAGCUGAUUGUUGAAGCUGGUGUGGACUUUGUGGAAAUCAGCGGCGGAACAUAUGAGAAUACCACGAUGUUUCAAGACAUUUCGUCUCCUCCAUCAGAAAAGUCAGCUCGCACAGUCGCCCGAGAGGCCUUUUUCCUCGAAUUUGCCGAGACCAUUCGCGACCAAUUUCCAGACACCCCCUUGAUGGUCACUGGAGGCUUCCGUACGCGCGGUGGCAUUACCGAGGCCGUCCAAGGUGGUGGCUGCGACUUGGUCGGCAUUGGACGACCGGCUGUCCUGAACCCAGCUCUGCCCAAGGAGGUGUUGUUCAACCCGGCCGUGUCAGAGGAGGACUCACGACUGAUAACUCGGUCAGUUGCGCCAUCAAGGCUGGCCAGUUGGACAGGCAUCAAGGCAGUGGGGUCUGGUGCGGAGAGUAUGUGGUAUAGUAAACAGAUGCGAAAGGUGGACAGUGUUAUUUGA